AUGCCACUCAACCGACCAUUUGGUGCGCUGGAUGGCUCCGCCCAUCUCACCCAAUUUGCCAUCGUCCAAACCGAGAAGUUGGUAGAAGCAAUCGAGGAUUAUGAAUUGGCCAAUAUUCCACUGCCGGAGCUCCUCGUCGUAGCAAUUGAUUCAUUGUCCUCCCAACUGCAGAACUUUGGACCCGCUGAUGAUAUCCCACUCUUCCUUGAUUCCGGCUUGGGCCCGCAAGCCAUAAUUGACAACAACCUCGAAGUCGCCUGGCAUCUCUCGGCCUGCGUUUAUUUCCACAACCGAAUCAACAACAGCUUUAUCAAUGACGUCUCCUUCGCUGUCAAUACUAUCUUGAUGUGUCUUCUCCGCGCCGAAGAGCUCAAGACACUGGUGGAACCCGAUUUGAUGUACAGAGAUGAACCGGCCACCUUCCCCGCUUUUGUGGCUUCCUGCAACGCCGUUGACCGCCGCCCUUGGAUGUAUUGGUGGCGCUGGGUUCAGCAAUAUGACCUUUUGAACGUCAACGCAACAUGGAUGACUAUCAAGGUCAUUUGGCAGAUCAUGGACGAGACACAGGUGGAUGGGGAGCCCGAUUUGAGCUGGGUGGAAAUUUUGCAAGGGCCCGCCGCAGUCCCCAUGCAUUUGUCGACUGUAUUUGAAGCGUUUGGAUUUUAUUGA
Molecule: messenger RNA, 669 nt
Organism: Penicillium samsonianum
Lineage: Eukaryota; Fungi; Ascomycota; Eurotiomycetes; Eurotiales; Aspergillaceae
Exons: 1
Coding region: 1-669 (222 amino acids)
Source: RefSeq, a predicted model, not a curated record